This is a messenger RNA of Anoplopoma fimbria (sablefish), 6583 nucleotides long. RefSeq names its product somatostatin receptor 2a (gene sstr2a). Gene Ontology annotation, biological process: cellular response to glucocorticoid stimulus; cellular response to estradiol stimulus; neuropeptide signaling pathway. Lineage: Eukaryota; Metazoa; Chordata; Actinopteri; Perciformes; Anoplopomatidae. Bases 662 to 1807 code for a protein of 381 amino acids. The transcript has 4 exons. Gene Ontology annotation, cellular component: membrane; neuron projection. The record is from RefSeq and is a predicted model, not a curated record. Gene Ontology annotation, molecular function: somatostatin receptor activity; neuropeptide binding.
CGUCCUGCCGCUUUGACUGAUGACUCGUCGCAUGGGAUUCGCUGCCCAGCCUCUCUCCGUGGACGCAUCGCACUUUUUCCAAUCUUAGACACGGUCUGUCAAAGUUUAGGUUUACAAACGUGGAUUAUUUCUUGGAGGGUAAAAAAAAAAAUCAAAAUGACCUGAGAGACGUAGUACAAGGUGAAGGUGCAGGCUGUAAGAGUCGGGGAGCAGGUGGAUGGAGAGGCUGGAGCUGGGAUGCAGCUUCCCAGCAGGUCAGCGUCGCUCCGGAGCAGCUGGACUCCACAUUUGAAGACGAAUGACUUUAUAUGAAGAGGAAGUUUUUCUGUUUUCAAUUGAAAAAUCUAUCUUACUCUUUUUCUCUACAACUGGGAUGUGAUUUUUUGUGGUUCAACAUAAAUGAAAAUCCCCAGUCAUCCCGACCCCGAGGCCCCAAACCCUUAGACCCCAAAGUGUCAGAUUCCUCUGCUUAUCUAACAACUUGAAGUCCCUUUGCCCUCUUUCCAACAGUCUUAGAUGGUAACAUCAAUGUUUUCAAGCAUUUAAUCUCAAAUAUAAUAAUAUCUACCUUCUCCCAACUCCUUUAUGACUUACAUCUCUGCCCGUUGCCAUCUUUAGACACUUUUGAACCCUUUGAUAGCCUAAACCCCUCUCAGCCAUCAUGGCCUUGGAUCAGUGGCCCUUUCUCCCGACCUCCCCAAACAUCUCCAUCCCAGAACCCCUCCUGUACGACAGCUACAUCCAGGGCAAUGAGUCCGACCUGGACCUAAACAUCUCCAAGACCAGGGAGUCUCACCAGGACAAGACCAGCUCCGUGGUCAUCACCUUAAUCUACUUCAUGGUGUGCGGUGUGGGGCUGUGCGGCAACGCCUUGGUUAUAUAUGUCAUCCUGCGAUACGCCAAAAUGAAGACGGUGACCAACAUCUACAUUCUGAACCUGGCGGUGGCAGAUGUUCUGUGCAUGAUGAGCCUGCCGUUCAUCGCCCUGCAGCUGGCCCUGGUGCACUGGCCCUUCGGAGAGGUGCUGUGCAGGGUGAUCAUGACUGUUGACUCUCUCAAUCAGUUCACCAGCAUCUUCUGUCUGAUGGUGAUGAGCAUCGACCGGUACUUUGCUGUGGUGCACCCUAUUAAGUCAACAAGAUGGCGGAAGCCCCGCGUAGCCAAGUUAAUCAACCUGACAGUAUGGGGUGUGUCCCUGCUAGUCAUCCUACCUACUUUGAUCUUCAGUGGCCUUAACAAGGUGCCCGUAUGUGGGAUCGUUUGGCCGGAGCCCCAGGAUGUCUAUUACACGGCCUUCAUAAUCUACACCUUCUUCAUAGGAUUCUGCUUGCCGCUGGCAGUCAUAUGUCUGUGCUACCUGCUCAUUAUUGUCAAGGUAAAGUCAUCUGGGAUGCGGGUGGGUUCCACCAAGCGCAAGCGUUCCGAGCGAAAGGUGACACGAAUGGUGUCCAUCGUGGUGGCAGUUUUCGUCCUCUGUUGGCUGCCUUUCUACAUAUUCAACGUGACCUCCGUUGCCAGCUCCAUCAACCCCACCUCCGCCGUGAAGAGCACCUUCGACUUUGUGGUGGUGCUCGGCUACGCCAACAGCUGCGCCAACCCCAUCCUGUACGCCUUCCUGUCGGACAACUUCAAGAAGAGCUUUCAGAACGUCCUGUGCCUGAAAAAGGUGGCGGGCCUGGACGAGGUUGAGCGCAGCGACAGCAGGGCAGACAGGAGCAGGAUGGUGAACGAUGCCAUGAUCAUCAACGCCAACUUGGAGACUCACAAUGCUGCCCUGCUCAAUGGUGAGCUGCAGACCAGCAUCUGAGGCGUGGCAGACACAUCCAGGGAGGCUGGAGAUACAGAGCAGUGGUGCAGUACACUGCUAGUGACCCCUGUUCAAAGAUGCAGGGGGAAGGAGGAUGAUGCAAUAGCUGCUGCUCAUGGACGUUGACACAUGAACAAAGUCUAAGUGAAGAAUAAACAAUGUCCUAAGGGGUUUCAGAGGUCAGCAAAAGUACACGCUCAAAACUCUUGAUGUUUAGGUUAAUGAGGCAACUAGACCUGGUUUGCCCGGAGGCGGUGCAAAAAUGUGUCUUGGCUGAAGGGUUUUUUAGCACUGCAUUCAAGUGAUUUUACAUCAAACUUAAAUACGAAUGCUGUUCAUGCCUACCAGCUCGAGAUUUCUAUCGAGUUGUCACCCAGACUUAACCGAAAUCGAAACAAGACGCAGGAUCGGAGAAUAGACUAGUUUGGAUCCACUGGAGAAAUACCGCCGGCUAGUUCACCCAUGGUAUAGACAGAGAUCUGAGGGGAUCGAGCACCAUCCACGCUCUCCCUGAUGUAGUUUUGUUUUGGGGGCUGUGAAGGGUCAGCAUUGAUUUCUCUGAAUGUGGAAAUACUGCUUAAGAAGUCAGUCAAACAUUGCAGUGGAAAACAGCCAGCACUGUUAUUCUGUGGAGACUGUGAAAGAUAAAAAUCAGAAGCCCCAAGUAAAAGGUGAAGAGCUGCAUGGUCAUGUUUUAUUCAUAGCAGCUGAUUAACCUGGCCUUACAUGAUCAACCAGGCAACAAAAUGGCAAAGCCCUCCCUACAAGACAAACAGAGGAUGCUCUUUUCUCCCUCUUACUGGCAUCUCCGCGGGAUGAGCUGCAUUGAUCCGUAAACUCUCGAAUUGAACAUCCUGGAUUAUUGAUUGAAGUGGAAGGAUGGGAAAACAUGUUGGCGGCUGCUCUGACCUUGCUCCAUUCAAAACAGCAUAACUUUGUAUAUUCCUUUUAAAAUGGUUUUGAGCCGACUCCUGGGGAAAAGGUCCUUACAUGGACGACUCCUAUUUGAAUUUCAAAGGUAUCCCCUGUUGAAUAAAAAAAUCGGUAUUAUUGUAAUGCAUCGAAGACCGUUCUGAAACUAUGUUUGUAAAACCCAUCAUAUGUUCUUUAUACUUCAUUGUAUCCUGGUCUUAACAGUUAUUGCUCCCUGUGCCAGCGGUGCCAAUUUCUACUUGUAAAGUACUGUGUUUUGAGUAAAAAUGUGGUCACUGCACUCAGCUUCACACUUGGUUCAGUCCACCCAUGCUUGCAAAAAGAAUUCCUAAAUUAUUUCACAGAAGAAAGAAGAAUUUGUCAUGUAGUCAAAGAGGGAGAGAGAGAUGGGGGAUAAGGAGAUACAGAGAAGGAAUUUGCGCAUGUACUCUAUUGACUGAGAACAAAACACAUAUACACAAAUAACUUAACCCGCAUCAUUAGACAAAACAUAGUAUCUAAAAAGUGGUCAAAAUCGAAGCAGCAGGUGGGGUCAACCUCCAAAAACAAUGGAUCCUACAUUUCCAAAGAUACAUCUGCAUAGCAUCUUUUAUCAGACCCUUCCAGUCUGUUAAAUGCAGACGUCUUUCAAAUGGGACAUCCUUGGUACUUUUGUACUGUACUAACUCAAGCAAGGAUUAAGUGUAAACUUAGUCUUCACAGACUAUUCACACAGUAAAUACCAAGGGAACUUAUUGUUAAAAUAUGAAUUGUAUGCUCAUAUAAAUGUAAACAAAAUUCAACUAAAAAAGACUGACUAUUAACUUGUCAGGUGACCUUGACUCAAUGCAUCUCACGUCUCUCAGUGACAUUCAUUUCACCGGAUUUAUAGUGAAAACAUUAAGCAGGCAGCAGCCAUAGUUAAUUGUGCAUACAACUCCAGUGGCCUUUAUCCCUGUGUUCUUUAUAAUUAGUGGCUUCUUGAGAGACAAGACUGUCAGGAUGCCAGAUUGAUUAAUGUAAUUAUCAAUCAAUCAGUGGAACAUCCAGAAGGUUACCAUGUAUUUUUUUUUCUAGCCAUGCUAGCGGCGUGGUCCGGCUGUGAACCACUUUGGUCCAUAUUGACAUAACAACUAUUGGAUGGACUGUCAUUAAAACUGGGACAGACAUUCAUGAUCCCCAGAGGAUGAAUUGUAAUAGAUUUGUUGAUCCCUUAAUUGAACAUGUAUUACCAUAAUCAGCUCACAUUUGUUUAGCACUUUUAAACCAAAUACAUGCAAAACUCAUGAUAUUCCCAUCAGCCUCAGCUGUACUUGGUGUUCAGUGCUAAUUAGGAAAUGUUAGCGUGCUAAUAGGCUGAACAAAGACAGUGGACAUGGUAAACAUUAUAUCUGCUAAAUAUGCACGUUAUCAUUGUCAUUGUUAGCAUGUUAGAAUACUGAUGUUAGCCUUGAGCUCAAGUGCAGCAACAGAGCUGGUUGCAUGGCUUUAGACUAAAUCGGCGUAGUAAAUUGGAUAAAUGUCUUUUUACUUUUACAUAUUGUGCAUACUGAAACUGCUCCAAUGAAGAUAUACGGUUUUCAUCUUCUAACUUAACUUUCACAAUCUGACACUAUUAUCAGCUUUUAUAAAUUAGCUAGCUGGUCAAUUAGCUAGCUGGCUUAGUUAGUUACUUGGGCUGACUCCACUAAGCUACAUAUUCCUAAGCCAAAGUAGCUACGAAAAAAGACCAUGUCACAAUGACCUGAAUUGGGAAAAACUGCAUUGAUGUUGACUGAAUUAGCUAUCUAUCCAAUUCCGUUUUAGCUAUCAGGCUGUUUGUGCACAGUGACUUUUCCAACGGACCUCCAUGAUCGAGCCACAUCUUGUUGCCAGGAGAUUUGUCAAACAACUGCAAAGCUUCUAUAGUAAAAAGGUCAUCCGUCACAUGCUGCGGGGUCAGAUUCACUUCAUCCCAGUGUAUCAAUCAGUACAAUCAAAAGAUAUGAGGAGCACAGGGCUCGUCCCAGGGGGGUUACCGCAGAAAAGAAUCAGUCAUGGCAUUCUCUCCGUGCCGUCACAGCUAGCAGGGUCAUUCCCAUCUUCACUCAAAAGGUCACAAUAGGAACACACAAUCACAGAAAUUUGUAGGCAUGCUUGUAGGUUAAAUUCCAAGAAAUAUAUAAAAACACAAAAACAAUCUCUAGCUAUGCUGCUUACAAUGUGUCCAAAACACCCUGCAUCCUUUUUCUGAGUAGUGGGUGAUGAGAGUGACCAAUUCUGCAUAAAGGAGUCUGACACAGUGGACUGUGUGUAAUAAUGUAACACAUCGCAAUACCAAGGGCUUUAAGGGUGAAACCCACAAGCAGAAGCAUGUUUGGAUUGUCAUUCGAUUAUCACAUGUAGAAAACCCUUUGAGUGACCCUGAAACAUGCUAUAUCUUUCUGUGUAUCUUUAUUUGUCUGCAAAUACCAGAGCCUUCAAGCCUGAAAUGAAAGAAGUAGUCUCUCACCAUCCACAGUUAAUUACUUAUGCUCUGUCUUAUCCUCAAUCUUUCUCUCUCUCUAUUUCUCACGCUUGCAUGGCUGGUGAAGAAUAAUGUGAGCUGACACACAUUUUACACCCACCCAAACUCAACGGAGCUGAAAUGAACUGAACCAUACUGAAGGAAACAAACCAUGCCUGCCAUUGCCGCUGGCUAUUUGGACAUACUUAAUUAAGUUAAUGUACUUAAUGGACCAUUCUGAUGUUUAGUAGAUGUUGAUAAGGCGGUUCGUGCCAAAACCAGUGUAAAUGUAGCGCUUAAAGGACAGCUGAGGCAAUGAGGUGGGGCCCGCAGUCGCUGCUUCCUUUGUCAUUUUUUGAAAGACAGACCUUAUCGUCCGUCUGAAAUUACAUCCUAUUCUGAAAAAAAAGGAAUUUGGGUUUAUGGCUUUUUGUCCGCCUGGCACAAAUCAGUGCCAUAUGUGAACAGGGCCUUUGUCUGGAUUUGUGUCUGGCUCUUGCCACUGUAUAGUGUACAGAAAAGUGGAAGAAGCGCAGGAAUGGGGAACCCUCAGCCUUCUUUUGGUCUGUUUCUUUUUUUUCCGGAAACACAAGUUAAUUUGCGAAGGGCUAGAACGUGCACUCCUGAGGAUGCACUGUUCAAUGUUAACUAUGUAUUUGUGGUAUUCUUUUGCUUGUUUGUACAUGGGGAGGGCUGCAUAUCACACCUUCUGUGUCCUCUCACUAACCAAAACCAGUGUUACACACUUACUGGGUGGCCAUCUCUUUGUUUGAAAGAUAUACUCCCAGAAAAAUGGUACAAAGAUGUAUUGGAGUUUGGGUUCAGCUUAAGUAAAAACGGGUGCAACUUUGGAGAUUUUUAAGUUGUGAUCAACAGCAAAUGAGUCAUUCAUUUGGUCAAAGAAAUAAAAUGAUACGUGGGGUUUCAACAAUGCAGACUUUACUUGAUAAUCAAAGACAAAUUUUAGCCAAGCUGGUCGUAACUUACAAGCUUGUUUCUGACAGUGUACAGGCAUUGAUAUGUACUUUUCUGUGCAGUGACUUUUAUCUAUGUGCCUUGGAACUUCAUAUAAAAUCAUGCGAUGAAAUAAAUGUACAGCAAAAAUAACAUUGUGACCCGUUUCUCCCAAAAGCCAAAUAACCAAAGGCCUUUGUACUGUACAGACAUGUUGGUAACUAAAACAUAACAAAGAGUAUAUCAUUUUUAGUACUAUAUUUCCCCAGCUUACAUUGCUUAUGUUUGUGUGAUAUAAUGUCAGAAGCAGAUGUUUAUUUGUGACUGUUGCAUAAAAUAUAAUGUGAUCAUCGAUUGUAAUGUAGAGGCCGAUGUCCUCGUCUCUGCAAUUAAAAUGCAGGCAAGUUUCUGCUCCCAUGGUCAAA